Molecule: messenger RNA, 942 nt
Organism: Olea europaea var. sylvestris
Lineage: Eukaryota; Viridiplantae; Streptophyta; Magnoliopsida; Lamiales; Oleaceae
Product: basic transcription factor 3-like
Exons: 6
Coding region: 131-718 (195 amino acids)
Cellular component (GO): nascent polypeptide-associated complex; cytosol
Source: RefSeq, a predicted model, not a curated record
AAUACCCAAGCUACCCCUUAAUAUUCGCGCAUGUCAAAUGAAAAUAACCUAGGGUUUCAUUUGUUAUCCACUCCGUACUCUCUCUACUCUCGAUUUGCUUAGCACCUCUUCUUCUCCACAGCUCGCAGAGAUGAAUGUGGAAAAGCUAAUGAAGAUGGCCGGUUCUGUUCGAACCGGGGGGAAGGGUACCAUGAGAAGAAAGAAGAAGGCUGUUCAUAAGACAACCACGACAGAUGAUAAAAGACUUCAAAGCACCCUGAAAAGAAUAGGGGUGAAUGCUAUACCAGCAAUUGAGGAGGUCAAUAUUUUCAAGGAGGAUGUGGUAAUCCAGUUUACUAACCCUAAAGUUCAAGCAUCUAUUGCUGCCAACACUUGGGUUGUUAGUGGCUCUCCUCAAACCAAGAAAUUGCAAGAUGUUCUUCCUCAAAUCAUUCACCAAUUAGGUCCAGAUAACUUGGAGAAUUUGAAGAAAUUGGCAGAGCAGUUCCAGAAGCAGGUCCCUGGUUCAUCUGCUGAUACUGCUGGAGCUCAGGAACAUGAUGAUGAUGAUGUACCCGAACUUGUUGCUGGCGAGACCUUUGAGGCUGCUGCAGAGGAGGGUCACGGUCACAGUCACGAUGAUCACGAUCACAGUCACGAUCACGAUCACGAUCACGAUCACGAUCACGAUCACGAUCACGAUCACGAUCACGGUCAUGAUCAUGGUCAUGCUUCUUAAGUGCUCAAUAUCGAUCUUGCGUGCAAUUCCUUGUAUUUUUCUUGAUGUUUUUGAGAUGUUUAUUAUGAAAAUACUCAAAAGUUCCGUUACAUCUACAUUUUAAGUAACGUAGCCCUUCAGAUCAUUAUCUGUCAUAUAUGAAUUGUAAUGACUGGGGGCAAUCCUCCUAUCUUUGGACUUUUACCAGAAAGUGUUUUUUGUUAUUGCUAUGAGUUCGGAUUUCA